Messenger RNA from Cannabis sativa, 1611 nucleotides. RefSeq names its product geraniol 8-hydroxylase. Gene Ontology annotation, molecular function: iron ion binding; monooxygenase activity; oxidoreductase activity, acting on paired donors, with incorporation or reduction of molecular oxygen. The transcript is spliced from 2 exons. The record is from RefSeq and is a predicted model, not a curated record. Lineage: Eukaryota; Viridiplantae; Streptophyta; Magnoliopsida; Rosales; Cannabaceae. The coding region runs from base 65 to 1567 and encodes 500 amino acids.
UAAAGCACUUUCUUUUAGUAUUUGGAGGAAGAGAAGAGAGAGGAAAAAUAGCACAGAUAUAUCGAUGAUGGACUUGUGGAAUAAUAUCUUGUGUCUAAUACUUGCCUUGGCAAUCAUCCCAGCUAUCCAUUCAAUCAUGAUCAGAUUCAAAUCCAGUUCCUACAACCUUCCCCCGGGACCAAAACCAUUACCAGUCAUCGGAAACCUCCACCAACUCGGUGACAAACCCCACAAGUCCCUGUCUGAGUUUGCCAAGCUCCAUGGCCCCUUAAUGAGCCUCAAGCUUGGUCAAGUCACAACCAUUGUGGUUUCUUCCUCUGCUGUGGCCAAACAAGUCCUUCAAACACACGACCAGUACUUGUCCAGCCGAACUAUUCCAGAUGCGUUCUAUGUUCACGGUCAUGAUAGCAAUGGUCUUCCAUGGAUUCCGGUCUCUGACCUGUGGAGAAGCCUUAGGAAGAUUUGCAAUACUCAACUGUUUGCAGUCAAAGUUUUGGAUACAAACCAAAAACUAAGGCGGAGGAAAGUGAAUGACCUUGUUGAGGAAGUGAAAAAGAGUAGCUUGAGUGGUGCAGCUGUGGAUAUUGGUAGCGUAGCUUUCACUACGUCACUUAAUUUGUUGUCUAACACAAUUUUUUCUAUAGAUUUGGCUGACAUGGAAUCGGAACUGGCUAGAGAUUUUAAGGAAAUCACUUGGAAUAUCAUGAAGGAGGGUGGUGCACCAAACUUGAGUGACUACUUCCCUUUGGUUAAGAAGAUUGACCCUUUGGGUAUAAGGCGUCGAAUGAAGAUUCACUUCAGUAGAAUAUUUCAACUUAUUGAGGGAAUUAUCAACCAAAGGUUGAAGCAAAGGGAGUGUUCGGACUCUGUUAAGAAUGCUGACGUAUUGGAUACCCUUCUGGACAUCAUGGAAGGAAACAACAACCAAAUCAAUCGACCCCAGAUACUACAUUUGUUAUUGGCUCUGUUCGUGGCGGGUACAGAAACGACAGCUGCCGCUCUUCAAUGGGCAAUGGCGGCCCUACUUCGUAACCCAGAAAUCUUAUCCAAAGCCAGAGCAGAACUCGACCAAGUCGUCGGAAAAGGAAACCCAGUUGAGGAAUCUGACGUUUCUCGGCUACCUUACUUACAAGCCGUAAUAAAAGAAACACUUCGACUAUACGCAUCGGGCGCAUUCUUGCUUCCUCGUAAAGCCGAAAGAGAUGUCGAAAUCAAUGGGUUCACAAUCCCAAAGGGUGCUCAAAUAUUGGUGAACAUAUGGGCUAUAAGCAGAGAUAAAGAGACGUGGGAUGAGCCAGAAUUGUUUAAGCCAGAGAGAUUCAUUGGGUCAGAAGUGGACGUUAAAGGAAGGAACUUUGAGCUGAUACCAUUCGGAGGUGGCAGAAGAAUAUGUCCUGGACUGCCUUUGGCGAUGAGGAUGUUGCCUUUAACAUUGGGAACCCUUAUCCACUCUUUUGAAUGGAAGCUUGAAAAUGGGCUUAAACCAGAGGAAGUUGAUAUGGAAGAUAAGUGUGGAAUCACUCUCCAAAUGGCUCACCCCUUAAGAGCUAUUCCAAGUCUUGCAUAAUCUUAAUAUUGGUUCAUAUAUAUACCAGUGCACGUCAUUCUUCA